Molecule: messenger RNA, 3416 nt
Organism: Microtus oregoni (creeping vole)
Lineage: Eukaryota; Metazoa; Chordata; Mammalia; Rodentia; Cricetidae
Gene: Smyd4
Product: SET and MYND domain containing 4
Exons: 11
Coding region: 265-2658 (797 amino acids)
Molecular function (GO): protein binding
Source: RefSeq, a predicted model, not a curated record
UGAGGGCGGGGCUCUGCACUUCCGUACGGCGGUGUCUGCUUGGUGCCGCUGAGUUGGUACCUUGCCAGCUGUCGGAAGUUUGCCCGCCCGUUUGGCGGAUGGACAGAAUGGCAGCCCAGGGGAUAAUCGGAGGUGUUCCCUGGUAACUCUGCUGCUAAAUAUAGUCAAAGCAGUAAUCUGAGUCCUUCAUGCACGCAGUGCGUGCCCGGCGCCCGCGCCAGGCCCAGAGCUUGACACUGUGGGAUAAACAAGUGUGAAGGUAGCAUGGAUCUGCCUGUGGACAAAUGGAUAUCCUACCUGCUUGACAAGUGGGCUUUACUCCCCAAGUCUGUGCAGGACACAAUUUCUACAGCAGAGACACUGAAUGACAUCUUUCUGCGUUCCGCUUCCCUUCUGCAGCCCGAAGAUGAGGUGUUUUUAAAGCGGCUUUCUAGUGCUUACUUGGUGGAAAAGGACUAUGAUGCUCCCCUUUUCUACAGAGAAAAAGGAAACAAAAAAUUCCAAGAGAAGGACUACACAGGCGCCGCAGUGCUGUACUCUAAGGGAGUGUCGCAUUCCAGGCCUAACACAGAGGAUAUUUCACUGUGCUAUGCCAAUCGCUCUGCAGCCCUCUUCCAUCUGGGUCAGUAUGAAGCAUGUCUUAAAGACAUAGUGAGAGCAGGUGUGCAUGGGUAUCCUGAAAGACUGCAACCCAAGAUGAUGCUGCGCAAGACAGAGUGCCUGGUGAACCUCGGGAGACUGCAGGAGGCGAGGCAAACCAUCACUGAUCUUGAAAGCAGCCUUGCUGCCAAGCCAAUGCUGGUGCCUUCCUCUCAUCAGAUUCUGCAGAGGAACCUCCAUCACCUGAAAAUGAAGAUCCAAGAGAAGGAGAGUCUCCCAGAAACCUUCCCAGCAGCUCUCACCAGAGCGUUUGAGGAUAUGGCCCUAGAGGAAGAGAACAAAGAGAUUUCUGGGGCAUCGCUGUCUGUCAGCUUACACAUGGACCCUUUGAAAGGCCGCCAUCUAGUUGCCACAAAAGACAUUCUCCCGGGAGAACUCCUGGUGAAGGAAGAUGCUUUUGUAAGUGUCCUUAACCCAGGAGAAAUGCCACCACUUCACCAUGGCCUAGAGACCAAGUGGGAUACCAGAGUUACCAAUGGAGACCUCUACUGUCACCGAUGUCUGAAGCACACUUUGGCCACAGUACCCUGUGGCAGGUGCAGCUAUGCCAGGUAUUGCAGCCAGGAAUGUAUGCAGGAGGCAUGGGAGUGCUACCAUAGCACAGAGUGUCCUCUGGGGGGGCUGCUUCUUGUGCUUGGGGUCUUCUGCCAUGUUGCCCUGAGGAUGACUCUGUUAACCAGAUUUGAAGAUGUUGACAGAGUUGUAAGAAUGCUUUGUGAUGAGACUGGUCACAAAGAUACCUGUUUACCUGAAAACAAGAAUCCGGUCAAGACAUUUAGGUACACAGAUCAGAGGGAGAGUGAAGAGAACAGCAAAAUAGGUGAACCCCCAGUUCCUGGAUGUAAUGUCAAUGGCAAGUAUGAAAGUAAUUAUAACGCUGUCUUCAGCCUUCUGCCUCAUACUGAGAAACAUAGCCCGGAACACAGAUUCAUCUGCGCCAUCAGUGUCUCUGCCCUGUGCAGGCAGCUCAAAACAGCCAGCAUUCAGGCCCAAACCAUGUCCUCCAAGUGGAAAGCAGUGAGCCCAGGAUUGUGUGCAGAUUUGACUACUUGGGGACUAGCCAUGCUGCGGCACAUGCUGCAGCUGCAGUGCAAUGCCCAGGCGAUAACCUCCAUCCAGCACACAGGGUCUGAAGAGAGCAUCGUGACCAACAGCAGGCAGGUCCGCCUUGCCACAGGCAUCUUUCCUGUCGUCAGCCUCCUGAACCACUCCUGCAGCCCCAACACGAGUGUGUCCUUCACUGGCACUGUUGCCACCAUCCGGGCAGCACAGCACAUCAGAAAGGGACAAGAGAUUGUGCACUGCUAUGGGCCACAUCAGAGCCGCAUGGGUGUUGCUGAGAGGCAGCAGAAGCUGAGGUCACAGUACUUCUUUGACUGUAGCUGUCCAGCCUGUCACACUGAGACACUCAGAGCAGCUGUAGAGCCCAGGUGGGAAGCCUUCUGCUGCAACGCAUGCAGCGCACUCAUGCAGGGAAACGAUGUGCUGAGCUGCAGCAACGAAUCUUGCAGAGAAUCUGUCAGCAGGGCCCACCUGGCCUCCCGCCUCCAGGACCUUCAGCAGCAGGUGUGUGAGGCCCAGAAGCUUCUCAGAAAUGGGAAACUAGAGCAAGCUGUCCAGCAGUUGUUGGGGUGCCGGGAGGCUGCCGAGAGCUUCUUGUCCGCAGAGCACACCAUGGUGGGGGAGAUUGAAGAUGGGCUGGCGCAGGCGCAUGCUGCCUUAGGAGACUGGCGGAAGUCUGCUGCCCACAUACAGAAGAGUGUCCGUGUGGUUGAAGCUCGCCAUGGGCCAUCCAGUGUUGAAAUCGGCCAUGAACUCUUCAAGCUGGCCCAAGUCCUGUUCAACGGGUUGGCAGUGCCUGAAGCUCUGAGUGCCAUACGGAAAGCGGAAAAGAUCCUGUUGGUGCACUGUGGCCCUGAGAGCCCUGAGGUCCAGGAGCUCCGGGAGAUGAAAUCCUGUUUACUGGACUUGUCGAUCCCCGUGGGGCCCUCGGUGUAGAGUGUACAUUCUAGUCCGCAGGAAGGGAGCUCGGGCAGAUGAGUUAAAGAGGCUGUGUCAGUUUAGAGCUGACAUAAGAAAGGACAGGCCCUUCCCAGCUGUCCUGCGCUGUGUCUUGAUGGCAGGGAGCACUUAGGGCACAUAAUAGUUAAUAGUUAAGAGGCACUGUCCUGAUGGCUGCUGCUUGCAGGAAUUAACUGCCCUCGGAUAGAAAUCCCCCAUCCCCAGAAAAGACUUACCCGUGCCUGUGGAAGCUAAGUGCUUUAAAGGGCCGCAGCUGAUCUGCAGGCAGCUGAUACUAGCCUAGAGUUUUGGCUUGAUUUCAUCUCACCAAAGGAUGAGAGUCUGUUUCUCUGGAACAUUCCUGUGGUUUCUGGUAGUAAUGAAGUGCUGUAUACCACUCCAGUGGGAACUUCAACUCUUAAUCUUAUAUUAUAAUUGAAGAACAAUAUAUAGCAAGAAAUCCAUGUGGCUCCUUUACGUCAAGAGACACACGAUUACAGUCACAAUAUCCCGCUUUCUUAAAUGUUUCAUUGAAACUGCUGGUGUGUAAUUUGUGAACGAAGAAAUAAACACGGGACUGUCUCACUGUUGGGCAGUUUCUUCCUGGGGAUGGCAACUCUAUUUGCUUCCUACUAGUUUUCUAAUUCUUUUAUUUAUUUGUUUGUUUAUUGGUUUUAAUGCUCAUUGGUGUUUUACUUGUAUGUAUGUCUGUGUGAGGCUGUCAGAAGCCCUGGAAUUGGAGUUACAGACAGGUG